Messenger RNA from Hydra vulgaris (swiftwater hydra), 357 nucleotides. The record is from RefSeq and is a predicted model, not a curated record. Lineage: Eukaryota; Metazoa; Cnidaria; Hydrozoa; Anthoathecata; Hydridae.
AUGUUUAUGUCAUUAAAAGGAUUGGCAAAAAUGCCAAUUCGAGCUACACAAGGUAGCGCUGGGUUUGACAUUUUUGCUAUGGAAGACGUGUAUUUAUUAAAGCGAGCAACUGUUAAAGUGCCUACUGGUAUUCGAAUGCAAAUUCCUGACGGCGAUUAUCACGGAGAAAUUUGUGUUUUGUUAAAGAACAAUAACGACCGUGAGUUUGUAAUUAAAACAGAUUUAGCUAUAGCUCAAUUAGUAUUUUUGCAAUGUUUUUCGCCACAACUUUUCAUUGUUGUUCCAGAAGAGGAGUUAACAAGCACAGGAAGAGGAAUUGGUGGAUUCGGUUCAACUGACUGUAUGCAAAGAAUAUAA